This is a messenger RNA of Nezara viridula (southern green stink bug), 2540 nucleotides long. The record is from the annotation of a GenBank genome assembly. NCBI's taxonomy places the organism in Eukaryota, Metazoa, Arthropoda, Insecta, Hemiptera, Pentatomidae.
AUUUUCUUUUAUAAAUAUAUUAAAAAUAUUUUUCUAUUUAUAAUUCGAAGAUUACAAUAUUUUUAAUUAGAAAUAAACAGAGUUUACUUUCUCAUUAGCAUGUAUAGUCAAAAAAUAUAUCUGGUAGGCAUUGGUUUGCAAUCGACUAGUCAUUCUUUAAUGGUCGCUGAAAACGCCAUUGGAGCAGUUAUUUUAGGGGGAUAUAGUUGUUGAGGGCUUUCAUAUUCAUUUAUGUGUAUACGUUAGCAGUUAAAGUUUAUCUGUUGUUGCAGUUUAUAUUUACUCUCUAUCUUGGAAAGAAUUCUGUUUUAACUGGAGAGGUUUUGAAGAAACUCAUCGAUUUCGAUUCACGCCCAGCAUUAGUAUUUUAACUAUUGUUAUAAACGUUAGGAGGUCGUAAUGGCAGAAGACUUCGUUGAGGCUAUGCUAGAAGCACCGUACAAGAAAGGGAAUGUUAACAUGUCUCUGCUUGAGCCAGUGUCUCUUGAUGCUCCUGCUCUCUAAUAAGGAGGAGUUGGUUGUCAGUUCGAAGCAUAAGGAGAACGGAGUAUCCAGCGGACAUAAGUCGUCGAGCAAGAGCAAACACCGGGAUCGUGACCGAAGCAAAUCGCGGGACAGAAGACAUGGAAGUAGGGAUAAAGAUAAGGAUAAGGAUCGCAAGCGACGUAGCAAGAGCAGAGAUAAGAGCCGGGAUAGGGACCGAGAUAAGAGGAGCAGGGAGAGGAGGAGCCGCAGCAGGGACAAGAAGAAGAGGAGCAAGAGCAGGGACCGCGAGAGGGACAGGCCGCGCAGGAAGAGGUCGCUCACUCCUCUUCUUUUACCCGGCAGGAAAGAACCCUACGUCAAGUACAAAAAGUCCCCUCCGGUUGGAGUGCCUCCAUUAGACGAUUUAUCUCCCGAGGAAAGAGAUGCACGCACAGUUUUUUGUAUGCAGUUGUCCCAAAGAGUCAGAGCUCGGGACCUUGAAGAGUUCUUUUCGUCUGUGGGAAAGGUGAGGGAUGUUCGAUUGAUUACCUGCAAUAAAACAAGAAGGUUCAAAGGCAUCGCUUACAUAGAAUUUAAGGAUCCUGACUCAGUGCCGCUGGCUUUAGGACUGACAGGUCAGAAACUUUUAGGUGUACCAAUAAUUGUUCAGCAAACACAGGCUGAAAAAAAUAGGACUGGUAAUUCAAUGCCAAAUUUAAUACCUCGAGGAAUUCCGGGACCGAUGAGGCUGUACAUCGGUUCGUUACACUUCAACAUUACCGAAGAUAUGCUACGAGGAAUUUUCGAACCAUUCGGAAAGAUAGAUAGUAUUCAGCUUAUGACAGAUCCCGAAACUGGAAGGUCCAAAGGUUUCGGUUUUAUAACUUUCCACCAUUCAGAAGACGCAAAACGUGCUCUCGAACAGCUGAACGGUUUUGAAUUAGCGGGCAGACCAAUGAAAGUAGGAACAGUUUCCGAACGAAUGGAUAUGGGCCACUCGUUCACGCCUCACAUAGACACUGACGAGCUGGACAGGUCAGGGAUAGAUCUCGGUGCUACCGGCAGAUUGCAGCUCAUGUUCAAAUUAGCUGAAGGUACCGGUAUGCAGAUUCCUGCUGCAGCCGCUUCAGCCUUGAACGUUGCUGUUCCCGGGAGCAUGACCUCUAUGGCCUCCAAUAUCGCACCUCCUAUAGCGACGCAGUGCUUCAUGCUCUCCAACAUGUUUGAUCCUACGACUGAAACCAACCCUAACUGGGACAAUGAAAUACGUGAUGACGUAAUAGAGGAAUGUAACAAACAUGGCGGUGUCUUACAUGUGUACGUGGACAAAGCGUCAGCUGGUAAUGUUUACGUUAAAUGCCCUACGAUUACAACUGCCGUAGCUGCUGUCAAUUCGCUCCAUGGACGAUGGUUCGCAGGCCGAGUCAUCACCGCAGCCUAUGUACCACUGAUAAAUUACCACAGCCUUUUCCCAGACACGAUGACAAUAACAACAUUAUUAUCAACGUCAAGGCGGCCUGUUUGAAAUUACCUAUUUUAUUGUUUUGUAAAUACGAUGUAUAAAAUUUUGCAUAUAUAUAUAUAUAAAUAUUAUAUAUUGAUUAGUACAUAUUGUGAGAAAUAUGUAUGAAAAGAACCAGAGUAAUAAUAAUAAGAGAUCUUUUUAAAUCAAAUGAAAUUGGAGUUUGUAUUUUACAAAAAAAUAAGAUAAGAAAACGGCCCAAAAAAAUGAAAAAUAAAGAAGAAAAAUCAUGUAUACUGUGUUAGGAAUUUUUAAUUUCUUAUUCGCGCACUGAUAUGCAGUAGUAGUGUGUUAAAGCCAAUUUGAAUUUGAAGAUGUUUUGUAAAUUUUUUAAUCAGCAUUGUAUAUUUUUAAUUGUUCUUUUUUUUUUUUUCCUCUGUAGUAGCUAUUGCGUUUAGUUAAUUAUUAAAGUGAAUUACUAUUUUAUAGUGAAUUUAUGGACUUGAAUUUUGAUUAUACCUACAAAGACCUAUUAUUAUUAGAUUCAUGUGUAAAGUAUCAUUUUUAUGUGAUUUUAAAUUAUAAAUAUACAAAAGUUAUUUUUUUAUUUGUA